AUGGAGUUAAAACCUCAGGACCUAAGGAAUGGCAUCAUGGUGACAGAGUUUCUCCUCGUGGGCUUUGAGCAGAGCUCCCCUUCCACUCGGGCAUUGCUCUUUGCCCUCUACAGCCUUGCCAUGGCCAUGAAUGGCCGCAUCAUCUUCAUCACCUGGACAGACCCCAGGCUCAACAGCCCUAUGUACUUCUUCCUUGGCCACCUGUCCUUCCUGGAUGUCUGCUUCACCUCCACCACCAUCCCACAGAUGCUGAUCCACCCGAUGGUGAAGAACCAUAUUGUCUCCUUUGUCUCUUGUGUGACCUAGAUGUACUUGGUCUUCUGUGUGGGUGUGGCUCAGUGCAUCCUCUUGGCUUUCAUGGCCUAUGACCGUUAUGUUGCUAUCUGCCCCCCACUUAGCUAUGCCCAGAUCAUGAGCCAGCAGGUCUGUGUGAGGCUGGUGAGUACUGCCUGGUUCUUCAGGCUGAUCAAUGGCAUCUUUCUUGAGUAUAUGUCAUUCCAAAAUCCCUUCUGCAGAGACAACCACAUAGAAAACUUCUUCUGUGAGGCCCCCAUAGUGAUCACCCUCCCUUGUGGAGACCCCCAGUUUAGUCUGAGAGGCAUCUUUGCCGAUGCCAUCGUGGUGCUGCUCAGCCCCAUGGUGCUCAUUGUCAUCUCUUGUGCCCGCAUCCUGGCCUCCAUCCUGGGCAGAUCCUCCUCCGCUGGUUGGGGGAAGACCUUCUUUACUUGUGCCUCCCAUCUGGCUGUGGUCAUUUUUCUCUACACCUCAGCCAUGUUCUCUUACAUGAACCCCCGCAGCAUACAUGGUCCUGACAAAGACAAGCCUUUCUCUCUCCUCUACACCAUCAUCACCCCCAUGUGCAACACCAUCAUCUACAGUUUUCGAAAUAAAGAAAUGAAAGGGGCCAUGGUGAGGGCCCUUGGGAGGAGCAGCCUUUCCCAGGCAGAGUCUGUCUAG
Molecule: messenger RNA, 957 nt
Organism: Kogia breviceps (pygmy sperm whale)
Lineage: Eukaryota; Metazoa; Chordata; Mammalia; Artiodactyla; Physeteridae
Gene: OR10AD1
Product: olfactory receptor family 10 subfamily AD member 1
Exons: 2
Biological process (GO): detection of chemical stimulus involved in sensory perception of smell; G protein-coupled receptor signaling pathway
Cellular component (GO): plasma membrane
Molecular function (GO): olfactory receptor activity; G protein-coupled receptor activity
Source: RefSeq, a predicted model, not a curated record